AUGACUUGGGAUCGCGCUGGCCUUGCGAAACAGGGCUUCUACUACGACGAGAACAUUCGGAGCAAAACCGCGGCAGAAGCUGCAUAUCCCCCACAUGUCGUGGCCUUGCGUGCUUCCAUGCUUGACUUCUCUUGCCCAGUACUUGGUUGCAAACACGAAUGCGAUGAGUCUGGAAACGUCCAGCUGGACCCGGAAAGCAUUGAGUGGCACAGCCCUCAUCCUGACCCUGUGCUUUCAGUGGCCAAGCGAACGCAAAAUGAUGCCCAUCACUUAAGCAAUGGUGGGUUUGCGGAGAAUUCCUGGGACGGGUUCUUUCAUAAUCACUUCUUCAAGCCACUCCAAGACAGCACGCCCAGAGUUUCGCGCAGUAACUAUUACUAUGAUUCAUUCAAAGAAGACGCGGACGCCUUGUGGACCGAGUUCCUCUGCAGCCGAACAGAUGCCCAUGAUACAUCCGAAAGGGAGAAAUGUCCCAAGCCCGACCGCGUGCUCUCCUUACCCAUAUACAAUCUUGAUACCGAUGGUCCUGCGGUCCCGAGUAUCAGAGACCCUGAAUCUCGACAGUGGCGUCAGACUCCAAGCCCGUCACUCGUGGAAUCCUUUUCAUGGACGGUCCUGAAGGACCUUUUCGCCCAUGGCCUCCGGCCCACGCCAUUUCGAAUAUUCCGUAAUCCGCCCGUGGAGGCAGAACUCAGGUGCUAUCCAUGGCUUAUCAUUGAGCACAAGAAGCAGCCGCCUAAAUCCCCAAAGGGCAAAACACUCGACGUGCGUUGUCAGGCAACAAACGCUGCCGCCCGCGCUCUCCAGCUCAACAGAAAUGCAGCGACGUAUGCGGUUAAGCUCGCAGAACAGGCCCAAGUCCCUCCUAUUCCCACUGUGACAACAGUCGGACCCAUUGUCACAGUUUGGAUCAUGCAUUAUUUAGAAGACAUUAUGAGAGCCAUCUGGACAGGUGACAUGACGAAACUCGACGAUAUCAUACAGUUCCAACUGAUUCUUGAGAAUACACACACUUGGACGAUGCGGGUUUUCAAGCCCCUGAUGGCGUCUUACAUUGGACAAUGGAGAUUUGUGCACUCUCAACCUGGUAUUGGCGUGGCUGAAUUAGCCUUGGAACGUCGCCAGCAGAUUAUGGACCGGUGUCGGGUUAUGACACCCUUGGUUCAAGGCUACCUCGACACGCACUCGGGAAUUGAAAUAGGCGAUGAUAGUAGUCAUUCCGAAGUGACACCGCUACUGCUAGGCUUGCUCGUUCAACAAAUAUUUGCUUCGGAAUGUCAGACCCUCACAAACGAAAUGGACCGUAUCAUCACCGAAAAGCUACAAGGAUUGACUUUGGGUGCAAGACAUAUAGUCAGUGAUACACAACUGACCAUCCGAAGCAAGCACACCAGCCUCGUCGCCGAUACGCAAGAAGGGUGUAGCGUGGAUUCGGCACCUGACGAUGAUGAUCCAGAUGAUAGUGACUACGUGGACUCCCAGCCUACUGGCCACGCCAUUUCAUAUUCAGAUUCUGAUGACAACGAGUUCAGGCGCAGCACGAGGUCUAAUGCCUUGCGGGAGACAGAAGCUCAGUCACCGUCUUCAUCGCCCCAAUUGCUACUCAUCGAGGAAACCCCCAGACCACUUCGUACUAAUAGUAGUCCCAGUGCAAUAAUACCAUUGUCAACAGGCACCACCUCUCCUGCAGACGUGAGUACAUGCACACCAACUAGGAACAAACCAACCACCCCAAAAUCCGCAGGUUCGGUCAUUCAAAAUGUUACUGGCACCACAAACGCGUACAGAGUUUGGAAGAAGACGCUAUGUCUGCAAAGCCGACGACCAAAACGAUUGGCUCUAUACAACAGGGAGACUUUGCCAUCGCCUACUCCAGCUGCCAAGGCAGCACCCGAAUCAUCUCUAUACUCAACCACGAGCUCCAUGUCGUCUACGAAGGGACAGCCCACUUCAAAACAUUUAGAGGCUCCGGCUCUCUCAUUCGGUACGACAAGGGGCGACAACACCAUUGCUGGGGGGAAAGCAUUCCAGCUCUGGCACAAAAACGCGGAGAUAUCCACGCAAGUUCUCGAUUGCCACGAAAAUGGUGUGAAGUUAGUGGCUGUAUCGUCCGACUCAAAGUUAGUAGCCUCCAUUUCUACUUAUGGGACGGUCCGGCUGUGGCGCUCUGAUGCGGGGGAGCCUGAUAUUCUCCAUGGCCGUGUGAAGUCGCUGGCUUUCUCCCACGAUUCAAAGAUCGUGUUAGUGGUUCAGAUCGAGGACGCGGUUCAGCUUUGGCGCCCUGAAACAGGCAAGCACACGCACAUCCAGACUCUUGGUCUCGACAACUUCAUUUGGUCGGCAGCCUUCUCUCCCGAUUUAAGGUUUCUAGCCUUGGUUCAUGAUGAUGAGGCAAUCCGGCUUUGGCUCGUCGACUCGGACAAAUUGACGCUUUCGCAGGUUCUUGAGGGUCACAAGUCCCUGGGUCGGCCGGUGACUUUCUCCCACGAUUCAAAAUACUUGGCAUCAAUUUCUGAUGAUUACACGGUCCGGAUUUGGCUCGCCGACUCGGGAAAAUUCACGCUUACGCAGAUUCUUGAGGGCCACAACGACUGCGCUGCUGGAACGGGCAAGUUUGAACACACCCGGACUUUUGAAGGUCACACCAGCGACGUGUUUUCGGUGGCUUUCUCUCAUGACUCAACUCUUCUCGCCUCGGCUUCUAAGGAUGGAACAAUCCGGCUUUGGCAAACCGAUAACGGCGAGUGCACGCAGGUUCUUGACGGCCAUACUGAUGACGUAAGGUCGGUAGCCUUCGCCAGGAAUUCAGAAUUCUUGGCCUCGGCUUCUCAUGACAUGACGGUGCGGCUCUGGCGCCCCCAUAUGGGUGAGAAUGACAGUGACUCGGUGAACUCGACUUAA
Pochonia chlamydosporia 170 is the source of this 2901-nucleotide messenger RNA. RefSeq lists its product as hypothetical. Lineage: Eukaryota; Fungi; Ascomycota; Sordariomycetes; Hypocreales; Clavicipitaceae. Gene Ontology annotation, molecular function: protein binding. The record is from RefSeq and is a predicted model, not a curated record. Bases 1 to 2901 code for a protein of 966 amino acids. The transcript has 6 exons.